AUCGAUAGUCUCGCGGUCACAUCCCUAGAGCACGCUGCCGAAUAAAUCCGCAUCAGUGAAAUUCUCGCAUCCAGAGUGCCACUAGUUGAGGGUAAUCAAGUCACAACUGUUUUGUUCACCGACCGUCGCAAUUUUGUCGUCGACGUCGCCGUUUAGUUUCAACCUUUUGAACAUUUCGCAACAUAUACUGUGACCACAAUGCCGAAAGAUACAGUUAUCAAGGUGCAGGAGUACAAAGACACGCUUAUCCAGAAAGCGGAGCUGCUGAUUACCAAGUGCUUCCCGGAGAAGAUUGUCCAGCUGAAUGAGCUGCUCGCAACGCCCAUGUUCAAUGAGCGCGACUUCGAGGAGGUACAUCAGGAUGUAAACAUUCCUGUGCUGCCGCCGGUGCUGGCCAAAAACCACGACGAUAGCGGCAACGAUGACCAUCCGCCGAACAAGCGUGCACGCAACGAUGUCGUUGUCGCUGGCUCCCCCAUGCUGGCGCUGCCAAACGGCUCGGUGUCGUGCAACAAGCCGCUCUGCGAGAUGAUAAAAGUCGUCAAGCCGAUCAUCCGUACUCUGGUAGAGCAUUCCAAUCUGCUGAAGAUGUGGAUCUCGUUCAUGAUACCGAAAAUCGAGGAUGGCAACAAUUUUGGCGUCUCCAUACAGGAGGAUACGCUGGCCGAAAUCCAGACUGUGGAGUCGGAGGCGGCAGCGUUCUACGAUCAGAUUUCGCGAUAUUUCCUUUCGCGCGCCAAGGUUGUGUCCAAGGUGGCGAAAUAUCCGCACAUCGAGGACUAUCGAAGAGCCGUUGUCGAGUUGGAUGAAAAGGAAUACCUCAGUCUGUGGUUGGUGGUCUGCGAGGUGCGCAACCGCUACUCCUCGCUCCACGACAUAGUCAUUAAGAACUUGGAGAAGCUUAAGAAGCCUCGCUCCUCGAACACCGAGAGUCUUUACUAGUGAUCCUUCUCCUCCUUCUCCAUACAUACAUAUACAUAAAAUAUCGUAUCUACCUACUCUCUUUCUCUAUAAAACCUCCUCCGCCCCGCGGGCAAGACAAGAAGACAGACCCCCAGCCAGGCAUAGAAGAGCGUUACGCUGGCGAACAGAGACAGACCGAGAAUCUUUUUUUUUGGCCACAUAGAAAUCAUACUCGAAGCUUUUCCAUUUUGAAUUACAGAUACAGAAAUACCAACUACAAUUACACACUUAUUCUUACACAAAUAACAGUAACAGGUAACGAUAACGAGUAACAAGUAACGAGUAAAGGUAAUAGCGACUAGACAGCGAACCAAAAGGCAAAUGGAAUGUUCACUUCUCAUUUACCAUUUUCUAGAAUCGUUUAAGCUCUAAAGUAACAUGCGAUAUGUAUAGAUUCCAGCGAAAAUAUCUAUAGCUAUAGCUAUACAUACUGUACUCAAUAAACCCCAAAUGUUGCGUUGUCUACCGUGAUGCAAAAGAAAAAAA
Molecule: messenger RNA, 1449 nt
Organism: Drosophila subobscura
Lineage: Eukaryota; Metazoa; Arthropoda; Insecta; Diptera; Drosophilidae
Gene: REG
Product: proteasome activator complex subunit 3
Exons: 3
Coding region: 199-942 (247 amino acids)
Biological process (GO): regulation of proteasomal protein catabolic process; positive regulation of endopeptidase activity; regulation of G1/S transition of mitotic cell cycle
Cellular component (GO): cytoplasm; nucleoplasm; proteasome activator complex
Molecular function (GO): endopeptidase activator activity
Source: RefSeq, a predicted model, not a curated record